ACAAAAUUUCGCAUUUCCUUGAAAGCAGUUGAGGAGGCUUUGCAGCUUGGCAAUGGCGAGGUUCUAAGCGUUGCAGUCGGGGGAGGACUAUUUCCAGUCUGGUAUCUGCUGCCGCUGCCUCUAUCGGGACCUAGCGGUUUAGAGCAAUGGUGGUGGGAACAGUCGUCCGGGUGACGAAUUUGUCAGCGAGCGUCACAGACAAGCAACUGAGAGAUUUAUUUGGAAUAUUUGGAGAUGUUCUGGAAUUGAGAUUGUAUCCAACGACGCCAGCCGGGGUAAAACCUAGGAUUGGCUUCGUGAAAUACGAGGAGCAUGAAACAUGUCUCGUUGCUCAGCAUUUGACCAAUACUCUCUUACUGGAUCGUCCACUGUCCGUAGUACCAGUUCCUGCCGAUGAGGUUCCUGAUGAGAAAACCGCACUGGCUGCGGCAGAACCCAGUGAAGCGUCAGCGCCGGUUUUGGCCACUUCGGCGCUGGCUGCCACUGCCCAAAGCUUGCUUCCGCACCCAACGCCUCCUGCUCAUAUUGGUGCAAUGGGUGCCGUGGGCACUAUGGGCGGUAUGAGCGCUAUGGGUGGUAUGAGCGCUAUGGGUGGUAUGGGCGCCAUGGGUGGCAUGGGCGCUAUGAGUGCUAUGGGCGCGAUGGCCGCCGCUGCUCCUGCUGCCUCCGCUGCGAUGCCAGGAGUUCACGGUGGUCAGAUGUCCUCGCUGAAUUUGGCCACCAUUCAACCAAUUCCUGGUCUGAACCCAAUCAUGCAGUGCUUAUCACCUACGCCAGUGCCUUGUCAGCUGGUGACUGGCAUGCAAGCCAAGGCUGCCAUGAGUCGUGCGUUGUGGGAUGGUAUUUCUGGCCUCGCACCUCAAGUGUCAAACCCGCCUCUUCCUGGGAUGGUUCCUGCUGCUCCGGUGUUGGGAGGUAAUGUGGACCCGUCCAAAAUUGAAGAAAUCCGCCGCACGGUUUACGUGGGCAACUUGAACACUCAGCUUCUCGGUGAGGCGCUGGUUCCGUUCUUUGCAGCACGCUGUGGCGAGGUGCUGUACGUGCGCAUGGCUGGAGAUGAAACACAACCAACUAGGUUUGUCUUCAUUGAAUUUGGAGAGACAAACGCUGUGAGCCUUGCCCUUCAAUACAACGGUGCCAUGUUUGGUGACCGGCCACUCAAGGUGAACCACUCCAAGAAUGCUGUUGUGAAGCCACAAGUGAAACCAGUGGAGGUCGGACAGCGCGAGGUCAUGGAAGCUGUCCGCAAGGCGCAGGCGGCCAUUUCUCAGCAAAUUGAGCCAGUGGAAGAGAAGAAGCCAAAGAAAUCCCCAUCGAAAUCUCCUUCACCCGCACGCCGACGGACAUCCCAUUCUCGCUCUAAUCGUCGCUCGGGCUCCAGAGAGCGUCGGCGCUCAGGUUCCCGUGAGAGGCGGCGGUCUGGGUCAAGAGAGAGGAAGCGCUCUCGGUCACGCGAGAGAAGGCGCUCCACGUCCCGUGAUCGCCGAGACAGGCGCCGCUCCGGCUCUCGUGAGCGUAGGAGAGACCGCCAUACCAGUAGUCGCUAUGGGGAGAGGCGUGAUCGCGACCGCGAUGACUACCGUCGACGGGAGCGCUCGCCUGCAUCCUUCCGUACAAGCCGCCGACAUGCUUCCCGCAGUCCAGAUACUAGAACGGAGAGACGCCGAAGCAGGAGCAAAGAUCGCACAGAGCGCAAGCGUCGACGCUCUAAGUCGCCGGAGACACGCCGCACCAAACAUCGCUCUCCAUCGAGUUCACCCUCCCCAGACCGCCACAGCAGCCGAAAGCAUAAGCGCCGUGAUCGCAGCAAGGAGCGUAAGCGUCGUAGGGCCAGUUCAUCACCUCCACCUCGCCCUCCUCCGCCGACUGCAGCCGCUGCAGAUGAGGAUGAGGACGACGAUGAGGAGAUGUCUAUGUCAGAGAGCGACUAGGCUAAAAGGGAUACGUUGCACUUGUAUUACUGUCCUUGCGUCUUCUACGUCUUCCUUGCUGUGUAUUCUGUACGGUUUUCUGUACGGUUUUUGUUCUCGUUUUAUGCGGAUGGUUCUAGGCUAGACAUGCUUUCCGAAUGGUCUCAACUUUGUUUGCAGAUGUGCAUGAGGACAGUAGCAGGCGA
Molecule: messenger RNA, 2116 nt
Organism: Sycon ciliatum
Lineage: Eukaryota; Metazoa; Porifera; Calcarea; Leucosolenida; Sycettidae
Product: splicing regulatory glutamine/lysine-rich protein 1-like
Exons: 13
Coding region: 147-1931 (594 amino acids)
Molecular function (GO): RNA binding
Source: RefSeq, a predicted model, not a curated record